AUGGUUGUCGAAGUUACGGCUGCCCUCUCCGGGCUCGAUUGCAUCACGGAAGUGAGCGAAACUUGGAACGCAUUCGGCGCCGGACAGCCGUGCGUAUUAGGAAUCGAUGAAGCUGGAAGAGGUCCAGUACUCGGCCCCAUGGUCUAUGGUUGCGCAAUUUCCCCAGUAGAUAAAGAUGCUGAACUCCGGAGUCUAGGUGUCGAUGAUUCGAAAGCACUUACCGAAGCCAAACGAGAAGAGAUAUUUGACGACAUGAUCGAUAACGGUGAAACGAAGCAGGUCGUUGCAUGGGCAAUACAAUGCCUCUCCGCCCAGUACAUCAGCUCGUCGAUGUUGAAGCGCAACAAGAUCUCUUUGAACGAAAUUUCCCACAACUCUGCGAUACAAUUGAUCCGGGAUGCCUUAGCGGCCAACGUGAAUGUGGUUGAGAUUUUUGUAGACACCGUCGGGCCGAAGGCUACCUACCAAGCCAAGCUGGAACGCAUCUUCCCGGGGAUCUCGAUCACUGUGUCGGAAAAGGCUGAUUCAAAAUACCCAAUUGUAUCCGCUGCAUCGAUUGCUGCCAAGGUGACCCGUGAUCGCCGUCUCAGAGCCUGGGAGUUUCGUGAGACUGGCGUCAACGUCCCUGAAGCCGGAUUCGGCAGUGGUUACCCUGGAGACCCGAACACGAAGAAAUUUCUGGCUGGCGGUGUCGACCCGAUUUUCGGUUUCUCUUCGUUGAUCCGAUUCAGCUGGAAAACGGCCGAUUUGAUCGUGGAGAAGCGAUGCGCCAAGGCCGCGUGGGAUGAUGAAGAUGCGGCGCAGUCAUCGUUGAAGGGCUUCCUGUCAAGCAAGGGAGCGCUACCGACUAACCGUCACCAGUUUUUCCAAGACCUGACGGCGGCAUUUCUAAUCUACAUUGGAAAUUCUAUCUACCAUUUUUAUCAAAUUUUCGUGCCAGAGCUUUGCGAUUUGGCACAAGAUACGGGCAACUGCUUAGAGCCCUUUUCAAUAAAAGAUAACGUGGUGCGGUUACGAGUUUACACCUCCCUGACCUCCAGACCCAUCCCCCUGGGGACUUUGGUUUAUGAGGAACCAGCUCUGAGAAUCGAUGAAGCACUAGAAAAGAAGAUAAACAUAAGUCUUCCUGGUCCCACCCUGAAUAAUGGCACUCUCUUCGUCCAUGCUAUCCUUUUACCAUCCGACUUCGAAGGAGUAAAUGUAAAUGCGGCUCGUUGGCGCGUGAUACAGAGCGGGUUGAUUACAACGUACACUGAACCGAUCCCGAAGACAUUCAACCUGAUGGGCGGAAACGAUGAAGUGUCCGCGGCAACUAAGGCUAAGAAGGCAAUCAAGCCCAUCGCUCAUCUUCGGUCUUCUAUACCUCUGGUGGGGCUGACUGGUUCGCCGAUCUUCAAAGCCCGUGCGAUCCCACAUGAGGUCUAUAGGCUGCUAGAGACUGAUGAGGUCGAUGGGCGUCUGGUGUAUUAUCCUCUCCUCUAUUUGAACUCUCUGUCGUUCGGCUCGAAGAAUAUACUUGAGAUCACUCCGACGCAAAAAGAAUACGAAAUUACCGUUGACUAUCGCCCGGCUGGGGUCGGAAAGCUUCGACUAAUGGUCACGGCCACGAUGUCGAUGAUGCAGCUGAAAAGUAUGGGCUUCAACGAAAAGGAUUUGGACGAUGUAAGAGGCCUCUUUGUCGACACGAAUUUGUACCUGCUCGGCGUGACGUUCCUCGUUUCCGCGCUUCAUCUGCUUUUUGAUGUGCUCUCUUUCAAAAACGAUAUCUCUUUCUGGCGUCAGAAGAAGACGAUGGAGGGGCUCAGUACAAAGGCCUUGCUUUGGCGAGCUUUCUCUUAUACAGUCAUCUUCUUUUACCUUAUGGAUCAGCGGACGUCUCUCCUCGUGCUCGUCCCCUCUGGAAUCUCUUGCUUGAUCGAGUACUGGAAGUGCACGAAGGCGUUGAAGAUUUCUCUAACUUUUAUUGGUGGGCUACCGCGGAUCAGUUUUGGUGCUCAAACCGCAAAGGAAGCCGAAACCGACGCGUUUGACGCUCAGGCUAUGAAAUGGCUGGCGCUUCUAAUGUUGCCAUUGUGCGUUGGGGGAGCGAUUUAUAGCCUUGCUUACGUGCCACACAAAUCCUGGUACUCUUGGUGCAUCGAGUCGAUGGCGAAUGGGGUCUACGCGUUUGGCUUCCUGUUCAUGUUGCCACAACUAUUCGUCAACUACAAGCUGAAGAGCGUGGCUCAUCUCCCGUGGCGUGCUUUCAUGUACAAGGCCUUCAACACCUUCAUCGACGAUCUCUUUGCAUUUGUUAUCACGAUGCCAACCGCUCACCGCGUUGCCUGUUUCCGGGAUGACAUUGUUUUCGUUAUCUAUCUUUACCAGCGUUGGUUGUACCCGAUCGACUACAAGCGCGUCAACGAAUUUGGCGAUUCAGGGGAUGCUGAAGCUGAAGAGGUCCCGAGACCGAAAACACCGGAAACUCCAAAAAAGACGGCCCAAGCUAUCCACCCCGAAACUCCAAAAUCUAGACACGCGAAGAAAAUGACCACUACGGAAGGUGAUAAGGUGAUCAAAAUCAACAAAUGGGACCAAGUCACCGUCAGAAAUAGCUUGGAUGACACCGUCAAGGAGAUACUCAACAAGCGCGUCGGCUGGCAAGAAUAUUAUUCGCUGUUCGAUGGCCGCCUAUUAAUUUCAUUCAUUGCCGUCUGCUUCUCUGGAUUUGCGGCAGCCUGGCAUUACGUUGUACCGUUUGAGGAAGUGAAACCGGUGCUCAUAAUUUGUUCCACCGGCUAUUUCAUGACUGUUGGAAUCCUACAGCUCUAUCAAUGGUACGUCGAACGAGGAUGCUUCUACCAGGCAAUGGAAAAUGAUGGGAAAUUCAAGCGGGCAUGGAAGUGGAGCAGCGACAUGAAGAGCUAUGACGACAAAUACACCCUCAGCGCUUCCUACUCGCAGGACAAUCGCUCCGCACAAGGCAACGUCACCAAAUCGAUCUCGGCCUACAUCACGGAAGACGGGGAAAUCGUGAAGCCAAUCCUGAAGUUGGAGAUCGAGAAGCUGUACAAGGAUUUGGUCCGAAACGAA
Molecule: messenger RNA, 3072 nt
Organism: Mesorhabditis spiculigera
Lineage: Eukaryota; Metazoa; Nematoda; Chromadorea; Rhabditida; Rhabditidae
Source: the annotation of a GenBank genome assembly